Messenger RNA from Morus notabilis, 4884 nucleotides. Its product is annotated as ABC transporter D family member 1. The transcript has 26 exons. The record is from RefSeq and is a predicted model, not a curated record. Gene Ontology annotation, biological process: fatty acid beta-oxidation; very long-chain fatty acid catabolic process; peroxisome organization. Gene Ontology annotation, cellular component: peroxisomal membrane. Lineage: Eukaryota; Viridiplantae; Streptophyta; Magnoliopsida; Rosales; Moraceae. Gene Ontology annotation, molecular function: ABC-type transporter activity; ATP hydrolysis activity; ATP binding. The coding region runs from base 391 to 4398 and encodes 1335 amino acids.
UUGGUUUCGUCCCGGCUCUCUCAGCUUCUGCCCACGCUACUGGCCUCUUCUUUUGCGGGACCUUCUUCAUUCUCUUCAGUUUUGCAGCAUCUCUCUCUUUCUCUCUUUCAUUCUCUUAAAUUAAAUGAAAUUGAAUUAUUGAUGAAGAAGAAGUUGAUUCACCUAAACAAACAGGACGGAAGAAGAAUACGAAGAAGAAGUUGCGACCACCGCCAUUUAUGAUUUAUUCUCGCUCUGCCCUAGCCCUCUCUUCUCGCACCCAAUUUUCUCUCUCUUUCUCUCUCUCCAGGGGGUAAGGCUAAAGUUUGCCCGAUCGUUUUGCAAUUGAAGUUAAGAGGAAGUCAUCCUAGAUUCACACAUUCGUUAGUAGGGAAGGUUUGAAUAUCAACCAUGCCUUCUCUACAACUACUGCAAUUAACUGAGCACGGCCGGGGUAUUCUGGCAUCGAGGAGGAAAACUUUAUUACUAGCUACAGGCAUCGUAUUCGCCGGUGGGACUGCUGCAUACGUGCAAUCUCGAUUUAGCAGUAAAAGACGCGAUUCUUUUAGUCACUACAAUGGGCUAGAUAACAAUAAAGGAAAUUCAGAAGUGUUAGCAAAUGAUAAAAAUCUGAAGAAAAAUUCAGAAAAAAAGGGCGGAUUGAAGUCACUCAAAGUACUUGCUGCAAUCCUCUUAUCCAAAAUGGGUCGAAUGGGUGCAAGAGACCUUUUAGGUUUAGUAGCAAUUGUGGUGUUGCGAACUGCUUUGAGCAACAGACUGGCAAAAGUGCAAGGAUUUCUAUUCCGUGCAGCUUUUCUUCGGCGUGUACCACUAUUUUUUCGGCUGAUUUCAGAGAAUAUUUUGUUAUGUUUUCUCCUUUCAUCCAUGCAUUCUACUUCAAAGUACAUUACAGGGACCUUAAGCCUGCGGUUCAGAAAGAUUUUGACAAAAAUAAUCCAUUCUUAUUACUUUGAGAGCAUGGCAUAUUACAAAAUAUCACAUGUAGACGGUCGGAUAACAAAUCCUGAACAAAGAAUUGCUAGUGAUGUACCAAAAUUCUGUUCAGAGUUGAGUGAAAUAGUGCAGGAUGAUUUAAUAGCAGUCACUGAUGGUCUGCUUUAUACUUGGCGCCUUUGUUCAUAUGCCAGCCCAAAAUAUGUCUUUUGGAUAUUGGCAUAUGUACUAGGAGCUGGGACAAUGAUUAGAAACUUCUCUCCUGCUUUCGGAAAAUUAAUGUCCAAAGAACAACAGCUGGAAGGAGAAUAUAGACAGCUUCAUUCACGGUUGAGGACCCAUGCAGAAAGUAUAGCAUUUUAUGGUGGAGAGAGUAGAGAAGAAUCCCAUAUUAAGGAAAAGUUUCAGACACUUAUUAGACAUCUGAGAGUUGUCCUUCAUGACCAUUGGUGGUUUGGCAUGAUUCAAGACUUUUUAUUGAAGUACCUUGGUGCUACUGUUGCUGUUAUUCUGAUUAUUGAGCCCUUCUUUUCGGGCCAUUUAAGACCUGACACUUCAACUUUAGGGCGUGCAGAGAUGUUGAGCAAUCUAAGAUAUCACACUAGUGUCAUAAUUUCGCUAUUUCAGUCUCUGGGAACACUUUCUAUAAGUGCAAGACGACUUAAUCGUCUCAGUGGUUAUGCAGAUCGCAUUCAUGAGUUAUUGGUCAUAUCAAGAGAGCUAAGUAUUGGUAGUGACAAAUCUCUGAUGAAAACAUCUCAGAGUAGAAAUUGCUUUAGUGAGGCUAAUUAUAUCGAGUUUGCCGGUGUUAGGGUUGUUACCCCAACUGGUAAUGUCUUGGUGGACGAUUUGACUCUUAGAGUUGACUCAGGAUCUAAUCUUCUGAUUACAGGUCCAAAUGGUAGUGGGAAGAGCUCACUUUUCAGAGUACUAGGAGGCCUCUGGCCCCUUGUAUCUGGCUACAUCGCAAAACCUGGAGUUGGUACUGAUCUCAACAAGGAAAUAUUUUAUGUACCACAAAGGCCAUACACAGCUGUAGGAACACUUAGAGACCAGUUAAUUUAUCCUCUUACCGCGGAUCAGGAGAUCGAACCACUCACACAUGAUGGAAUGGUGGAGCUGUUGAGAAAUGUUGACCUUGAGUAUCUACUAGACCGUUAUCCGCCUGAAAAAGAGAUUAAUUGGGGUGAUGAGCUAUCUCUUGGCGAGCAACAAAGAUUGGGAAUGGCCAGACUGUUCUAUCAUAAGCCUAAGUUUGCAAUUCUUGAUGAGUGUACUAGUGCCGUCACAACUGAUAUGGAGGAACGCUUUUGUGCUAAAGUUGGAGCAAUGGGAACAUCAUGCAUUACCAUCUCACAUCGUCCAGCUCUAGUUGCAUUUCACGAUGUGGUGUUGUCAUUGGAUGGUGAAGGAGGUUGGAGUGUUCACUAUAAAAGGGAUGACUCCCCAGUCCUUGAUGAAGUGGGGAUAAACACAAUGAAGCCUUCCGAGACACAUCGCCAGACUGAUGCAAUGGCAGUGAAACGAGCGUUUGCUGCAAGUAAAAAGGAUUAUGCAUUCUCGAAUUCAAAGGCACAAUCUUACAUUGCAGAGGUUAUAGCUAAUUCUCCGCCUAUGGAUCAUGCUGUUUCCUUGCCAGUUUUCCCACAACUCCGUGGGGCUCCACGGGUAUUGCCCUUGAGAGUAGCUGCGAUGUUUAGAGUAUUGGUCCCAACAGUGUUCGAUAAACAAGGAGCACAAUUGCUUGCAGUUGCUUUUCUUGUUGUAUCUAGAACUUGGAUUUCAGAUCGUAUUGCAUCACUAAAUGGAACUACUGUGAAAUACGUUUUGGAGCAGGAUAAGGCAGCCUUCAUUCGUUUAAUUGGUAUUAGUAUUCUUCAGAGUGCUGCUUCUUCUUUUGUUGCCCCAUCUUUAAGGCACCUGACAGCCAGGCUGGCUCUGGGAUGGAGGAUUCGAUUGACCAAACACUUACUGAAGAAUUAUCUGAGAAAGAAUGCAUUCUACAAGGUCUUCCACAUGUCGAGCAAAAAUAUUGAUGCCGAUCAGAGAAUAACUCAUGACCUGGAAAAGUUAACAACUGACUUGUCAGGACUCGUGACGGGAAUGGUAAAGCCAACUGUAGACAUUCUGUGGUUUACCUUGAGAAUGAAGCUAUUGACUGGUCAAAGGGGUGUUGCUAUAUUGUACGCCUACAUGUUACUGGGCCUGGGUUUUCUUAGGGCUGUUACCCCUGAAUUUGGCGAUUUGGCAAGUCAAGAACAACAGCUUGAAGGAACCUUCAGGUUCAUGCAUGAAAGAUUGCGCACUCAUGCUGAAUCUGUUGCUUUCUUUGGAGGUGGUGCUCGAGAAAAAGCUAUGGUUGAAACAAAAUUCAGAGAGCUUCUUGACCAUUCCUUGAUUCAUUUGAAGAAGAAAUGGCUGUUUGGUAUACUGGAUGAAUUCACAACAAAGCAACUUCCACAUAAUGUAACUUGGGGGUUGAGCUUGUUAUAUGCCAUGGAACACAAAGGAGAUCGGGCAUUGGUAUCCACUCAAGGUGAACUUGCUCAUGCGUUACGGUUCUUAGCAUCUGUUGUAUCUCAGAGCUUUUUAGCCUUCGGUGACAUUCUUGAAUUGCAUCGGAAGUUUGUGGAACUCUCUGGUGGUAUCAAUCGAAUUUUUGAGCUUGAAGAGCUUCUAGAUGCUGCUGAGUCUGAUGAUACUCAGUCACUGUCUAAAAGGAAACAUAUUUCCUCUGAGGAUGCCAUUACCUUCUCUGAGGUCGACAUCAUCACCCCUGCACAAAAAUUGUUGGCUAGGAAAUUGACAUGUGAUAUAGUACCUGGAGAAAGCCUGCUCGUUACUGGUCCAAAUGGGAGUGGAAAAAGUUCUGUUUUCAGAGUUCUUAGAGGCCUUUGGCCCAUCAUGAGCGGGAGGCUCACUCAUCCAUCACAACAUGUCUCUGAAGAGGUCGGCUCAGGUUGUGGUGUGUUCUAUGUUCCUCAGCGGCCGUACACAUGUUUGGGAACCCUUAGAGAUCAAAUUAUAUAUCCUCUCUCCCAGAAGGAAGCAGAGUUGAGGGCAUUGAAGUUCUACAAGAAAGAUGAAAAUUCUUCCGAUGCCAAAAAUAUUCUGGACAUGCACUUGAAAAGUAUCCUGGAAAAUGUCCGACUGAAUUAUCUUUUGGAAAGGGAGGAAAGUGGCUGGGACGCUAAUUUGAAUUGGGAAGAUAUUCUCUCUCUUGGAGAACAGCAAAGAUUAGGCAUGGCACGCUUAUUUUUCCACAAGCCUAAAUUUGGCAUCCUUGACGAAUGCACAAAUGCUACAAGUGUAGACGUUGAAGAACAUCUUUAUAGGCUCGCAAAGGACAUGGGUAUCACAGUAGUUACAUCCUCACAACGUCCUGCUCUGAUACCAUUCCAUUCGAUUGAAUUGCGGCUUAUAGAUGGUGAGGGUAAUUGGGAGUCGCGUUUAAUCAAGCAAUGAUACAAUUUGAUUUAGUAGAAUUGUGGCUUUUAUCAUUGGCGAGGGUAACUGGGAGUUGCUUUCAAUCAAGCAAUGAGAAUUAUUCUGCUGCCGGCGACUACUUGAAACUUGCUGAAUGGUAUUGGAUCAACGUUACAAAGUUACAAGUCAUGUUAAAUCCAAGCAAGAGGUUAUUUUUUAGGUGAAAUUUAUUAUUUUUUAACAACAUAUAGCAAGAUAUGUUAUUCUGCUCGAUACAUAACUGGGGCCUAUAGAAAAAGGAGAAAGCCAAUAACACAAGUCUUGGGGCAUUACUAUUAAAUUGUAGACAACAAGAUAGAGAGCUACAUGCAUGUAAUUAUUUCUGUAGCACAAAAGUUAUUUUUGUACAGUUUUCCCCCUCAUUCUAAAAGGGUUCUUGUUUUUCUGUUUUUUUUUUUUUUGCUGGAAUAUUCUAAAAAUUAUUUUUGUUGUAAGAAUUAGUCUCUUAACAAUACUCAUUGUUAG